Ophidiomyces ophidiicola is the source of this 837-nucleotide messenger RNA. RefSeq lists its product as uncharacterized. The record is from RefSeq and is a predicted model, not a curated record. Lineage: Eukaryota; Fungi; Ascomycota; Eurotiomycetes; Onygenales; Onygenaceae. The transcript is spliced from 5 exons. The coding region runs from base 1 to 837 and encodes 278 amino acids.
AUGGUUGGCGGCUCUAUCAAGAGUGAGCCGGGCUUUGCUCCUGCAUUUAAUGGCAAAUUUGUUGGCACUGGCAAUGAUUAUAUUAGUGUGGAUGCCGACGGUAAACGGCUCAGGCUCAAUGCACAUGGAGUGAUCCAGACUGAGGAUGGAGCGUCCGUCUACCUCCAUUAUACGGGUAUUGUUUCUGUUUCCCCAGAACUCACUGCAAUUCUGAGUGGAGAAUCUGAGUCAAUCACCACCCCGUUUGGCGAUUCAUUUACCCACCUUACAUUCGAGGUCAGUGCACUUAUACCAUGUUUUGCUCAUCUUCUUACCUCCGGUAUUACUAGACUGGCGAUGAACGUUACGCCUUCCUUGAGACUGAAGUCUUCGUCGCUGCCGGCCACUUUAUUUACGAAAAAGGUCAGCGCCCGAUCGUCGAAUACAAAGUUAGCAAGGUCUGCAAAGGUUGAGGAUUUCGAUACAGACAUCUGCGCCAACCUCGAAUUUCCCCACCAGGCCUCUAUCAUCCCUAGAACCCCAGUUCCGGUAGCAAUUCCCAUCCCGUCUUCUUCUUCACCCCGCUUCUCUCUUAACCUUCUUGUCACAGCCGAAGUCACCACCCACAAGAUAGCAGCCAGUAUCAAAGUGACCAACACGGCUAUCGCUGUAGCCAAGACUGUGAAUGUGCUAACGGCGCAUCCGAAAGGUCGUGAUCGUAGCUCCCAUCGUUCUUUUGGGCCGAGGGCGCAUAUCGAAUCGUUUCCCAGCGGCGAGAGGAUGGGUAUCGAGGCCCUAUUGGGAACACAAGUCGAAGACUAUGGAAAGUGUGAUGUCUUAGGCAACAUAACUUCAUGA